UUUGAUGUUUGUGUCUGCUUCCCCAAGGUCAAGAAAUUAUCUCCUCAGAAGAUAGCAGUACUAUGCAUGUUACGAAUUGUGUCUCCUUGGUCAGUGAUAAAGAAAAUGGGACUAUCGCCACAGCAGCUGGAUUCAUGAUUGGGGAAACACCACCUCCAGCGGCUCCUCCACCUCCUCCUCCACCCCCUCCGCCUCUGCCAUGUCCAUAUUUAGGGGAGGGAUUUCCUCCCUCUCCUCCUCCACCCCUACCGCCUCCACUACCUGGGGGACCUCCUGUCCCACCUCCCCCUCCAGGACCACCCCCAAUUUCUCACAUGAACGGCUACAGCCACCUUGGUAAGAAAAGGCGGAUGAGAAGCUUUUUUUGGAAAACCAUUCCAGAGGAGCAAGUUCGUGGCAAAACCAACAUCUGGACCUUGGCAGCCAGGCAGCAGCAUCACUACCAAAUCGAUACAAAGACCAUCGAGGAGCUCUUUGGGCAGCAAGAAGACCCCACCAAGUCUUCCCUUUCUAGGAGAGGAGGAACUUUAAACUCAUCCUUCAGGGACACUCGAGAAGAGAUUACUAUCUUGGACGCAAAACGGAGCAUGAACAUUGGGAUAUUCCUUAAGCAAUUUAAGAAGUCUCCUCAGUCCAUCGUAGAAGAUAUUCAUCAAGGAAACAGUGAGCAUUAUGGAUCAGAGACGUUGCGAGAAUUUCUUAAGCUUUUGCCAGAGUCAGAAGAGGUAAAGAAAUUAAAAACAUUUAGUGGCGAUGUGUCCAAGUUGUCCCUGGCAGACUCCUUUCUGCACUGCUUAAUUCAGGUGCCAAACUAUUCACUUCGGAUUGAAGCCAUGGUGCUAAAGAAGGAAUUUUUACCUUCUUGUUCUUCUCUAUACACAGAUAUAAUGAUUUUAAGAACUGCUACGAAAGAGCUGAUGUCAUGUGAGGAGCUACAUUCAAUAUUGCACUUGGUGCUCCAGGCUGGGAAUAUCAUGAAUGCAGGAGGGUAUGCUGGCAAUGCAGUAGGAUUUAAACUGUCUUCUUUGCUCAAAUUGGCAGACACAAAAGCAAAUAAACCUGGGAUGAAUCUUCUGCACUUUGUCGCACAGGAAGCCCAAAAAAAAGAUGCCAUUCUUCUAAACUUUUCAGAAAAACUACAUCAUGUUCAGGAGGCUGCUAGAUUAUCUCUGGAUAACAUGGAAGCAGAGCUGCACUCGCUGUUUGUCAGGACGAGAUCGCUGAAGGAAAACAUCCAGCGGGAUGGCGAACUUUGUCAGCAGAUGGAAGAUUUCCUUCAGUUUGCCACAGAAAAGCUGACAGAACUAGACCGCUGGAAACGAGAGCUCCAGGAUGAGGCCCACACCCUUAUAGAUUUUUUCUGUGAAGACAAAGAAACCAUGAAACUGGACGAAUGCUUUCAGAUAUUUAGGGACUUCUGUACCAAAUUCAACAAAGCAGUUAAGGACAACCACGACCGUGAGGUACAGGAGCUGAGGCAGCUGCAGCGGAUGAAGGAGCUGGAGCAGAAGCGGCGCUCCUGGGCGGCCGGGGAGCUUGGGGGCUUUGGCAGGAGCAGCAGUGAGAAUGAUGUGUUGCUGCUGACCAAGAAAGGUGCAGAAGACCUGCCCGCUUUCCUGCACCCGAGGCCCAUCAGCCCCUCCUACCGGCCCCCCAACACCCGCCGCUCCCGCCUCUCCCUGGGCGUCUCUGCCGACCGGGAACUGCUGACCUUCUUGGAGAGCUCCACCCGCAGCCCCGAGGAGCCCAGCAAGUGCAACAGCCUGCCCCGGAGCAGCCCCCGGCAGGCCCGGCCCACGGUGGCCUGGAUGGAGUCUGCUGAGCCAAAGGACCACAAUUCCAACUUUGCUCACAAACCUCAGGCCUCGGAGAGCCAGGAGAAAGCCCCCCAGACGCCCUCUGCUUGGCGGAAGCCGCUUGCGGCCGCAGGGCGUGAGGAGGCUGCCGAGGCCUUCCCCCGGGCCCGGCGCGGGGGGAACAGCGUCCUGCGAAAGAGGAACAGCGAGCCUGUGGGCUUGGGUCCCACCCGGUCCCCUCCGCUCUCGCCACUGGCUCUGGGGAUUAAGGAGCAUGAGCUGGUGACAGGGCUGGCCCAGUUCAAUCUCCAGGGGCCCAAGAUCCUGGAGGAGACGUCCCGGCCCACCCUGAAUGACUCGAGCCCUGCGGAGCUGGUGUCUCCGGGGGAUGGGUGCCCGCAGUCACUCAGUGCCGGCACCGGCAGCCUGACGCCGGGGGACAGCGGUGCCCAGGGGGCUCUCAGCCUAACCCUGGGGGCUGACCGGGCUGCCCCUGCGGAGCCCAGCGACACAGCCCUGGUGUCUGCGGGUAGCAGCGACCCUGAGAACAAAGAUCCUGGGCCUCCGUGCUACAUCUCCGACGCCACCGACUGCUCGCUGACCCUGGACUGCUCGGAGGGAACCGACUCCAGACCUGGAGCGGGAGAGCAGGAGCAAGGGGGCGAAGGGGAUGGCUCCGUGUCCUCUGGGGUUGGGGACACGACGGGGGGCAGCCAGGUCUCCUCUAACCCUGAAUCCAUCCCCGCUGCGGAGGCUCCUGCCCCCGCCCCGGUGAAGAGUGAGCCCAGCUGCAAGGGUGGCCUUCCCAGGGACAGACUCGCCAAAGGCAAGGAUGUUACAGCACCAAAGAGAAACUCCCUCAAAGAGGCGCCUCCGGGGGCCCCCAAGCCAAGCGUGCGGCGGGGCCCGGGCCCGGCGGCGCGGCCGGUGCGCACGCUGACGGCGUCGGAGAGCGAGAGCAUGCGCAAGGUCGUGCCCAUCUCCCGGGCCAGCCGCGGCGCGGGCGGCUGCAAGCGGCCGGACGCGCAGGCCCGAGCGCUCCCCCGGGACCCCCCCAACAGCACAGACACGCCGUGGUCGCGCCGGAGCUCCGUGAGGGGGACCGCGGACACGUCGCCCCGGAGGCCCUCCGCGGGGGCCGGGGCGGCGGCCGAGGAGCAGCGGCCCUCCCGGGGAGCCGGCGGCGUCCGGCUGGGGAGGGAACCCCCGCUGCAGCGCAGGGGCUCUCUCAAGAAGCCCAGCGCCAAGCCCCUCAGGAACGUCCCCAGACAGAAGCCCGAGGAAAAUAAGAUCUGUCGCUCCAACUCCCAGGGCCCUGAGAGUCCCGAAGAAGAGCCCAAGACCUCGCCGGCCCCCAGCGUCCCCCGGGUCCCACCCGCGGUCCCGAGCUUCGCCCGCAACACCGUGGCCUCGUCAUCCCGGUCCAUGAGAACGGAUGCCUCUCCUGCUGCCAGAGCCCCCGGCAUCACACGGACAGUCUCGCAGCGGCAGCUGAGGGUGAAGGGUGGACCUGAGGAUGCCGUCCCCAAGGACAGCGGUACCCUGAAGCGGGCCAGCAGCGCCCGGGCUCCCAGGAAGUGCCCAGAGCCUGCUGCGGGCCCCAGUGCCCGCACGGAGGCCCCUCUGAAGGGCAGAGGAGCUGGGGAAAGGGCCUCCCUCAGACUGAAGGACUCCAAUCGGACCGCACUGGGGAAAAUCCUCAGUCCCUUACGAAAGUGA
This is a messenger RNA of Propithecus coquereli (Coquerel's sifaka), 3515 nucleotides long. RefSeq names its product FH2 domain containing 1 (gene FHDC1). The transcript is spliced from 11 exons. The coding region runs from base 63 to 3515 and encodes 1150 amino acids. The record is from RefSeq and is a predicted model, not a curated record. Gene Ontology annotation, biological process: actin filament polymerization. Lineage: Eukaryota; Metazoa; Chordata; Mammalia; Primates; Indriidae. Gene Ontology annotation, cellular component: actin filament; cytoplasm. Gene Ontology annotation, molecular function: microtubule binding; actin binding.